CUUUAAAUUAACUACUUUGUGAUGUUUGUAACUCCUAUAACGAGUGAAAAGAUGACCGGAGAAAUAUAACAGGCUAAACUAACGCUUGGAACAGGAGAGGGUCGGUGUCUUCCACGCGCGUUACGCAGCAAGAAAAGACUUGCUAGCUAAAGGUUUUUUUCAUUUGUAGGGCCUGUGAACGAGCAAUCGAGCCCGUUGGAAUCGUCAUCACGUAAAGGCAUCCAGGGGAAGACGUAAGAAGUGUCCGUAUAGUCAUAGCAACGACAGUGCCCGUUUAAAUGACUUCAGAAAAGUGGCCAACGUUUCUCAAAUCUGACUCCAUGUCAGGGAAAUUGCUGUAGAAUGGGCUCUGUUCCACUUAGAGACAAAAUUUCAACUCCUAUAGAAACUAUAGACUGUUUUCUAUCCAAUAAUAAUAAUAAUAUGCAUAUUGUACGAUCAAGGAUUUUGUGGGAAGCCGUUUAAAAAAUUAGCCACAUUAGCAUAAAUAGUCUAAACAGCGCCCCCAUCCCCAACAGGUUAAAGUAAUGAGAAAAAAAUUGAAUUUGAAUUUCACUUCACUUCCUGUAUUGACUGAAAUUAAUUUGAAUUGACCCCGACCCAGAAUAACAAUGUGUCAAUGUAAUUCGUUUGACAUUUUAAUGUUUGUCCAUCGCCUCUCUCCGUCAGUGCCCGAGGGCUCUCUAUCGGACACAGAAGGAGGCCUGGGGGACGAAGGUGGUGGUGGAGGAGGAAGAGGAGGAGUAGGAGGAGGGCUGGUCGAGAGGGACGAGGGCGAGGAGUCACAGCUGAGGCUGCAGCUGAAGAGGAAGCUACAGAGAAACAGGAUCAGCUUCACUCAAGAGCAGAUUGAGGCGCUGGAGAAAGAGUUCGAAAGAACACAUUACCCAGACGUCUUCGCGCGAGAGAGAUUAGCCAACAAGAUUGACCUUCCAGAGGCACGGAUACAGGUGUGGUUCUCCAACCGAAGAGCCAAGUGGAGGAGAGAGGAAAAGCUUCGCAACCAGAGGAGGUCAGGGGGUGGUACUUCCUGUUCUCACGCCCCCCUAAGCACUUCCUUCAACACCUCUGUCUAUCACCAUCAACAUGGCAGCAGUUUAGGAUCUAUGCUGAUUCAGAGCGUGUCUACCCUGCCCAGCUACAGCUCUCUGUCCGUCCUCUCCACUGGAGUCCAGAAAUUUGACUCUUCAGAGUACCCAUCCCAUAUGCCUCCACCGUCCUCUGCCUACUCAAACACUGGACUCGUUUCUCCCGGGGUUUCGGUACCGGUGCAGCUUCCUGGGAACGAGCAGCGCAUGGGCCAGAACCUCGGUCAGUACUGGGUCAGACUACAGUGAGAGAGAGGGAACGAGAAUCGACUGAGGGGACCAUCAAUAAAACAAAGGCAUACUAUGAAAAGGGAGGAUAAAACAAGGACACUAGAUAAGAGACAUACAGCUCCUUUGACUUGGUUUGAGUUGGUUUGGCUUGAGGGAGAUCCCAAUAUGCAUUAAAUGUUUACAAAUGUGCUGCCAAAAUACUUUAUUUUUUUUACAACGGGAAGCAUAAAAACUCAUUGAUAUGGCAUGGCUAGUUGUUCCGUAAGCAUCAGUGGUGAGAGGCUGUAUAUACUGUGAAGAUACAUUUUUUGACUCGAUUAUCUUAAAACAUUCACCUUUUACAAACAUGUUUGAAGCCUAUCAGCAAUCAGCCAAACAUAAUAUUUUGUGGUGAAACAAAUGUUCCGAAACAAUUCAAUUCUAAUGUAGGCACAAGUCAGGGUUGGAGUCAAUUCUAUUUCAUUUCCACCCAAUUCAGAAAGUAAACCAAAUUCAAAUUCCAAAUGUUCCUAAUUUCAAAAGCAUUGAAGAGAAUCAGAAUUGGAAUUACAGUGUACUUCCCGAUUUGACUGGAAUUGAAAUGGAGUUGACCCUUGGAGACAGUAUUGAUGUAUAACAAUACAGUUAUAGAGAAUAUCACAUGUAUGGAAGGAAGAAUGCAGCCCAUUUUAGAACAACAAUCACCCUCAGAUUUUGUAACAAAGACUUCAAUGACAGAGCCAUCAGUUUACAUAUUCAUCAGCCAAUGACAAUCAAGUAUCAUCAGCCACCAUGCAAUAAGAGUUGAGGUUCAGGUUAGCAACCAAUCAAAAGCAAAGACCUUAGCAAAUGACAAUCAAGAAGAGCCAAUGAUUAACCACUAAGGCCGGGAUUUAAUCCGAACUUGCUUUGACGACAAUACACCCCAUUUAAAGGUAAUUUCUGAUUGAGCAGACAUAUGCAGAGUGAAAGCGGUCUCCCUGAAAGCGGGAACGUUGCCUUUAAAAGGUGCAUUGUCGACAAAACGUGAUCGGAUUGAAUCCCGGACUAACUAAAACUACAAAAGCAACAAUAUUAUCAAGAGCAAUGGAUCAAUGACCAACUGAGCGUGACCAAAUAUUACAUAGCACUCAAUCAAUCAUUCAUAAACAUAAAUCAAACAUUGUAACAUAUUGUUGAUUUUAUGACUACACUGUAUACUUAUUUUUGUAUAGACAUCACCGUUGCUUCUCUCUUUAAUGAACUGUAAUUUAUUUGUCUAUUUUUCAUUUCACAUUUGUCACAUGACCCCUGUGUGUUUUUUUUAAUCGUUGAGGGACUUUGCUGUGUUAGCACUAUGUAUACGAAAAGUAAUCCCUUUUGUGAAGGCAUUUGAGCCGUUUAAUGAAUUAAAACUAUGUGGAAUGAGAAACUUAGUUAAACUUUUAUUUUGGAGUUGAUAUCUACAGAAGGCCGGGGUUCAAUCAAAUCCGCCAUAGCAAAUUUUGCAAUGUCUUAGAUUUGAAACUUCACACCAGGCUACCUGCGAGAGGAAGCUACCUGAUAAUAGUUGUAGGUCUUUUAGAGUACCAAGACCAGUAACCAAUACCUUUUUCUUAAUGCUAUUUUAAAUGUGGAAAUGAUACUGCAGCAUAUUUUCCAUAAGGGGACCAGAAAGUCAGUAGGGUAUUGGAUUUUUUUAACCAUAGGUAAAAGAGCUACUGCAUAAAUACCACAAUGUGUGUUUGAUUGAUUUGAGACUAGCCUACUUCUGUUUGUGUGCCUCAUUUAUCUUGUGCUGGACCAAUUUGUCCUCCAUCUCUACCUCGGGAAACCUUGUAAUUCAAACCCCAGACUAAUAUAACUGGGUUGGAACCAAAGUGUUGGUCGGUGUUUCAUGUGGGACCGUAAUUCAUGUUGGAAGGUAUAAAACAAAGAUGAUCUAUUAUAUUGAUAACGUAGUCGAGUGACCGCUUUACCAAUGGAAAUACAUGUCUUUAAAAAUGGAAGGCAGGCAGGAGGCAGAUCAGGUGGGACCAAUCUUGCCAAUGAGAAGGCAGCAUGCAUGUGAACAACAGGCAAAAAUAAUAUUUUUCCAAAGAUGCCGAAAUGUCCACCUACACUUAAUAUACAAAAUAUUUAGAACAGCUGCUAUUUCAAAGACAUAAACUGACCAGGUGAAUCCAGGUGACAGCUAUGAUCCCUUAUUGAUGUCACUUGUUAAAUCCACUUCAAUCAGUGUAGAUGAAGGGGAGGAGAUAGGUUAAAGAAGGAUUUUUAAACCUUGAGACAAUUGAAACAUGGAUUGUGUAUGUGUGCCAUUCAGAGGGUGAAUGGGCAAGAAAGAAACUGUAAGUACCUUUGAACGGGGUAUGGUAGUAGGUGUCUCCAAUGUAGAAACUAGUACAAAUAAAG
Salvelinus fontinalis (brook trout) is the source of this 3692-nucleotide messenger RNA. Its product is annotated as paired box protein Pax-6-like. Bases 612 to 1337 code for a protein of 241 amino acids. Gene Ontology annotation, biological process: regulation of transcription by RNA polymerase II; anatomical structure development. The transcript has 6 exons. Gene Ontology annotation, molecular function: RNA polymerase II cis-regulatory region sequence-specific DNA binding; DNA-binding transcription factor activity, RNA polymerase II-specific. NCBI's taxonomy places the organism in Eukaryota, Metazoa, Chordata, Actinopteri, Salmoniformes, Salmonidae. The record is from RefSeq and is a predicted model, not a curated record.